AUGUUCAGGGACAAGCUCAUGAACGAGGUCAAGCCCCACGCGGUGCUCAAGCUCACCGACGUGUCCUACGACAAGACCCGCGCGGUGGUGAACAAGUUCGAGAUCGUCGGGUCCCUCCCGGAGGAGUACGUGAAGGCCAUGGACCCGGUCACGCCGGCGCCCGUCAAGAAGGAGGCGGCUGCGAUGCCCACCUCCUCGGGCAAGAAGCAUCUCGCAAUCAACGCGUUGAACCCCUACAUGGGCACGUGGACCGUCAAGGCGAAGCUCGCGGUGAAGGGCAACAUCCGAACCUUCCGAAACGCCCGAGGCGAGUCGUCGGUGUGCACUCUGGAGUUUUGCGACGCGGAGGGCACCGCCAUCCAGGCGACUCUCUGGAAGGACGCCAUCGCCAAGUACGAUUCCAUCCUCGAGGUUGGCAAGGUGUACUACGUCUCGAAGGGCAGCCUCCGACCGGCGAACAAGAAGUACAGCAGCGUCAACAACGAGUACGAGAUGUCCCUCGACGGCCGCUGCGAGAUUGAGCUCUGCGCGGACGGCGACGCGGACGUCGACAAGAUGCAGCGCGCCUACGACCUCUGCAAGAUUGACCAGCUCGCCCGCAAGAUCGGCGGCCGCGGCACCGUCGACAUCCUCGCCGUGGUCACCGCCGUUGGAGACCUCGGCUCGAUCAAGCGCAAGUCCGACGGAGGCGAGCUCCAGCGCCGCGACCUCACCCUCCUCGACGAGACCAAGCGCACCGUCACGUGCACCCUGUGGAACUCCCUCGCCGUGGAGCAGGGCGAAUCGCUCAAGAACAUGGUGGCGCCCGUCGUCGCCAUCCGCGGCGUCCGCGUGUCUGACUACAACGGCGUCUCCGUCUCGACCCUCGCGAGGUCCGAGCUCGUGCUCGAACCCGCAUCCGCCGACAUCGCCACCAAGACGGCCGCGCUUCGCGCCUGGUACGACGCGGACGGCGCCACCGCGGAGACGGUCGCCGCGGGCGAGGGCCUCGCGUCGGCUCGUCGCGCAGGUGACGGGUCGGGCAGAUCGCUCACGGAGCGCACCACGUUCAACGCGCUCCAGCCCGCGAUCGUCCCGGCCGCGACCGAGCCCCCGGCCAUCGGCGUCGUCGGCCACUCCACCAUCGUCCUGAUCAAGCCCGACCAGGCGAUGUACUACGCCUCCAACCCCGAGGAGGGCAACAACAAGAAGGUGGUGCCCACGGCGGAGGGCAAGUGGGAGGAUCCCGCCACCGGGAAGGUGUACGACGAGUGCGCGUAUCGGUACAUCGUUCGCAUGAAGAUGAGCGACGCGUCCGGCGGCGGAUGGAUCAACGUCUUCCACGAGCAGGCGGUCGAGAUGCUCGGCAUCGGCGCCGGCGAGCUUCACGAGCUCAAGACGAACAACCCCGCCGCGUACGAGCGCAAGAUCAAAGCCGCGCAGUUCUCAUCCUGGAACGUCAUGGUGAAGGCCAAGACCGAGGAGUACCAGGGCGAGAGCCGCCGCAGGCUGACCGUGAUGAAGUGCCAGAAGCCGGAUUACGCGGCGGAGAGCAGGAACCUGCUCAAGCUCAUGGGCAUCGCGCAGCCCGUCGCAUAAACGGCGGCGCGGAGAGAAGUUUGAAGCGAUUCAAGCGGGCGGAACGGAACGCGCGGGUGGGGACGUUUCGUGUGUUUCGGGCAGGUGGCGCGCCGCGUUUGAGACGCGGGCGGCUGGGACGGGAGCCCGGAGCUGAGGAGGUUCGAUGGGAGAGUCGAGGCGAGGAUCGAGGAGGUCUUUCUAUCAUC
Messenger RNA from Micromonas commoda, 1766 nucleotides. RefSeq lists its product as hypothetical. The record is from RefSeq and is a predicted model, not a curated record. Lineage: Eukaryota; Viridiplantae; Chlorophyta; Mamiellophyceae; Mamiellales; Mamiellaceae. Gene Ontology annotation, biological process: DNA replication; DNA repair; DNA recombination. The transcript has 2 exons. The coding region runs from base 1 to 1578 and encodes 525 amino acids. Gene Ontology annotation, molecular function: DNA binding. Gene Ontology annotation, cellular component: nucleus.